CUGGAGAAGAGCUAUGAGCUGCCUGAUGGCCAGGUGAUCACUAUUGGGAAUGAAAGGUUCCGGUGCCCAGAGGCCAUCUUCCAGCCCUCCUUCCUGGGGAUGGAGUCCUGUGGCAUUCACGAGACCACUUUCAACUCCAUCAUGAAGUGUGACGUUGAUAUCCGAAAGGACCUCUAUGCUAACACAGUGCUGUCUGGCGGUACCACCAUGUAUCCUGGCAUCGCUGACCGAAUGCAGAAGGAGAUCACGGCCCUGGCACCCAGCACGAUGAAAAUCAAGAUCAUUGCCCCACCGGAGCGUAAAUAUUCUGUCUGGAUUGGUGGCUCCAUCCUGGCUUCUCUCUCCACCUUCCAGCAGAUGUGGAUCAGCAAGCAGGAAUAUGAUGAGUCUGGCCCAUCCAUUGUCCAUCGUAAAUGCUUCUAAAGAGGGUCCCAGCAGGUGUGCUCAGCCUCUGCUGAUGGGGUUACACACAGUAUAAUUGUCAGGGCAAAUGUAUUUACCAAAUUGAGUAGUUACUUGUAAACUUUGCCCUUGAAAAGCCUUUCAUGUUGGACCAAUAUUGUUUGAUUUACUCCCCUCCCCUUAUGUUUAACUUGACUAUACCUUUAAUGUACUGUGCAGUAACUAUAUCCUGUGCAUCAUAAGCUCUGUUACAGGUUGCACGUGACCAAGGUUACAGUUAACUGUAUUAGUGAAGAGAGCGCUACCUGUUAGGCUUUAGUUUUCCUGUGGUUGACUAGUGACCCUUUACUUCCCCCCACCCCACCCCCCAGCUAUAAAUUCCCUGGGGCUGGAGACUAGACUAAGGGUGGUUGACUUGCCAUUGCAUCAAAGUUACAUUGUAAACUCAGAAGUAGAUUUGUAACUAACCCUAAAGGUGAUAACUGUAAUGUCACUGACCGCUCCUUGUAUAAGGCAAACUAAUAAACUUCCAUGGUUUACAAAGUU
Terrapene triunguis (Three-toed box turtle) is the source of this 948-nucleotide messenger RNA. Its product is annotated as actin, muscle. Gene Ontology annotation, molecular function: protein kinase binding; nucleosomal DNA binding. Gene Ontology annotation, biological process: axonogenesis; cell motility. The transcript has a single exon. Gene Ontology annotation, cellular component: synapse; cytoplasm; membrane. The record is from RefSeq and is a predicted model, not a curated record. Lineage: Eukaryota; Metazoa; Chordata; Testudines; Emydidae. The annotation marks the transcript as partial.